Messenger RNA from Mandrillus leucophaeus (drill), 2165 nucleotides. It is a transcript of the gene ACSM5, whose product is annotated as acyl-CoA synthetase medium-chain family member 5. Gene Ontology annotation, cellular component: mitochondrial matrix. Gene Ontology annotation, biological process: acyl-CoA metabolic process; fatty acid biosynthetic process. Gene Ontology annotation, molecular function: fatty acid ligase activity; fatty-acyl-CoA synthase activity. NCBI's taxonomy places the organism in Eukaryota, Metazoa, Chordata, Mammalia, Primates, Cercopithecidae. The record is from RefSeq and is a predicted model, not a curated record.
GCAUUUGGGGCCGAAGUUCCCUGUGGGAGGCUGUUUUCCGAGGGCGCCCAGUGUUUACAGGCGUUCAGGUCUGCUCCGCUCAGCUGAAGCAGAAAACAGAGACCUUUUGCAUUACUUUGGUUCAAGAGCAAGACAGGAGGCGACCACAUGAGACCAUGGUUGAGACACCUGGUCCUCCAGGUACUGAGGAACUCCAGGGGAUUCUGUGGGUCUCGCGGGCAGCCAACACCUCUACCUGUUCCUCAGAAGAUCGUGGCCACCUGGGAAGCCAUCAGCCUGGGAAGGCAGCCGGUGCCUGAGUACUUCAACUUUGCCCAUGAUGUGCUGGAUGUGUGGAGUCGGCUGGAAGAGGCUGGACACCGCCCCCCAAAUCCUGCCUUCUGGUGGGUCAAUGGCACAGGAGCAGAGAUCAAGUGGAGCUUUGAGGAGCUGGGGAAGCAGUCCAGGAAGGCAGCCAAUGUGCUGGGGGGUGCAUGUGGCCUGCAGCCUGGGGACAGAAUGAUGCUGGUACUCCCACGGCUCCCGGAGUGGUGGCUGGUCAGUGUGGCUUGCAUGCGGACAGGGGUUGUCAUGAUUCCGGGUGUCACUCAGCUGACGGAGAAGGACCUCAAGUACCGGCUGCAGGCGUCCAGGGCCAAGUCUAUUAUCACCAGUGACUCCCUAGCUCCAAGGGUGGAUGCCAUCAGCGCUGAAUGCCCCUCCCUCCAGACCAAGCUGCUGGUGUCAGACAGCGACAGUCGGCCAGGCUGGUUGAACUUCAGGGAACUCCUCCGACGGUGGGUGGCCUUGACCGAAUCGGACAUCUUCUGGAACACGACUGACACUGGCUGGGUGAAGGCAGCCUGGACUCUCUUCUCUGCCUGGCCUAAUGGAGCUUGUAUUUUUGUGCAUGAGCUGCCCCGAGUUGAUGCCAAAGUUAUCCUGAAUACUCUCUCUACAUUCCCGAUAACCACCCUCUGCUGUGUCCCAACCAUCUUUCGGCUGCUUGUGCAGGAGGAUCUGACCAGGUACCAGUUUCAGAGCCUGAGGCACUGUCUGACCGGAGGAGAGGCCCUCAACCCUGACGUGAGGGAGAAGUGGAAACGCCAGACCGGUGUGGAGCUGUACGAAGGCUAUGGCCAGUCUGAAACGGUUGUCAUCUGUGCCAAUCCAAAAGGCAUGAAAAUCAAGUCUGGAUCCAUGGGGAAGGCAGUCCCACCCUACGAUGUGCAGAUUGUGGAUGAUGAGGGCAAUGUCCUGCCUGCUGGAGAAGAGGGGAAUGUUGCCAUCCGUAUCAGACCCACCCGGCCCUUCUGUUUCUUCAAUUGCUAUUUGGACAAUCCUGAGAAGACAGCUGCAUCAGAACAAGGGGACUUUUACAUCACAGGGGACCGAGCUCGCAUGGACAAGGAUGGCUACUUUUGGUUCAUGGGAAGAAAUGAUGAUGUGAUCAAUUCUUCAAGCUACCGGAUCGGGCCUGUUGAAGUGGAAAGCGCCCUGGCAGAGCAUCCUGCCGUCCUGGAGUCGGCCGUGGUCAGCAGCCCAGACCCCAUCAGGGGAGAGGUGGUAAAAGCAUUUAUAGUCCUUACCCCGGACUACUCCUCUCAUGACCCAGAGGCACUAACGCGGGAACUCCAGGAGCAUGUGAAAAGGGUGACUGCACCAUACAAAUACCCCAGGAAGGUGGCCUUUGUUUCAGCUGCCAAAGACGGUUUCUGGAAAGAUCCAAAGGAGUAAAUUGCGAAGUCAGGAGUGGCGGAAAUGAGGUGCAACCCCAGGAAGGCCCCGUAGACCUCUGAAGGCUCCACGAGAAACUAAUGGAUCACUGGUCAGCCCCCAUGGGGAGCAUCAUCUCUUCAACCCUAAAGAUGUCAAAGGCGUGCAGCUUCCAAACGGCAUCCCCAGGAUCACUGCGCAAUGCUGGAAAGAGCAAAAGAAUAUCAUUGGCCCCGACCACAUAGAUGCUGCGCAGCCUAGCAAAUGCUUGGUGGUUUGACUUCUCCCUCUGUCUCGGGGGAGGCUCAGCAUCUGCCCACUGGUCUCACUAAGAGCUUCAGAUUUCCCUCUGUAGGACAGGUUACCGGAGCCGUGGGGCACUUGUGGGUACUCAUUCUCUGCCAGUGGGAAUGGAAAGGCUCCAUCCUUUGUAUGCAACCAUUUGGUAAAAGUAUGCAGGACCAUAAAAU